This is a messenger RNA of Caenorhabditis briggsae, 330 nucleotides long. It is a transcript of the gene Cbr-mai-2, whose product is annotated as Protein CBR-MAI-2. The transcript is spliced from 2 exons. Gene Ontology annotation, cellular component: mitochondrion. Gene Ontology annotation, molecular function: ATPase inhibitor activity. The record is from RefSeq and is a predicted model, not a curated record. Gene Ontology annotation, biological process: negative regulation of ATP-dependent activity. Bases 1 to 330 code for a protein of 109 amino acids. Lineage: Eukaryota; Metazoa; Nematoda; Chromadorea; Rhabditida; Rhabditidae.
AUGCUCAGCGUUUCUCGAGUCGCUAGCCGCAUGACCGGCGUUGUCGCCCGCUUCUCGACCGGUGGACACGGAGACGGAGCCGGACGUGGUGGUGGCUCCGGUGGAUCGAUUCGCGAUGCCGGAGGCGCGUUCGGAAAGAUGGAGGCCGCCCGUGAGGACGAGUACUUUUACAAGAAGCAGAAGGCUCAACUCGAAGAGCUCCGCAAGCACAUCCAACAGGAGGUCGAUCAUCAUAAGAGCCAGUUGGAGAAUCACCAGAAGGUUCUCGACCGUCACCAGAAGCGCAUUUCGGAGAUUGAGGCCGAGGAGCGUGCUCUUGGAAAGGAAUAG